This is a messenger RNA of Tetranychus urticae (two-spotted spider mite), 2979 nucleotides long. NCBI's taxonomy places the organism in Eukaryota, Metazoa, Arthropoda, Arachnida, Trombidiformes, Tetranychidae. The record is from RefSeq and is a predicted model, not a curated record.
AUGGAUGAACUCCAAAACAAGUUUUCAUCUCCAUUGGAUAUCAUGUUAGACGGAGGUACAUCAAAAAUUGAUGAAGUUACAAAAGAGCUUGAGGAGUACUGCCAACAAGCCCUCAUCAACUCAGGAGCGGAGGAACUCGGAGGAGUCAAACCAAAACCCUUCCCUUGGUGGAACUCGGUGAUCCAAGAGACUCAAUAUCUACUCAAGAAAGCAACAAAAAGGCUGUCUAACUCAUCCCCGAGAAGCAACAAACACUUUCUUCGUUGGGUCGAGUCACUCCGAUGCAAACUAAAGAUACAAAUUAGAGACGCCAGGAAAUCGUACUGGGUUAAUUUAUAUGAAACCUGUGGCAAAGACCAUGUUUGGGACGUAUAUUACAAACUGAUGAAAUCGCGCAGUAAAACUGCUAUAUCGAGUAAGUUCCUUCAUGAUGGCAAUCACAUUGAAAAAUCGGAGGACAUUGCCAAAAUAUUAGCCGAGCACUUUUACGGUGAUACUAACACAGACCAAGACACUCAUAUAAAUAUGCAGCAGAACACAGCGCCACUGGUUGGACCCUCAUCCCACAGUCCCUUUGAGGCGCUUUCCCCAAUUGAAGUGAAAUAUGCCAUAGAUGACUUCUCUGACAACAAAGCUCCCGGGUUUGAUGGCCUCAAGCCCGUGGUGCUUAAGAAUUUCAGUGAUCUAACUGUCAGCAAAGUAAUAGCUCCACUUCUAAAUGCCUGUUUGAAAGCUGGAUAUUUCCCGCUCCAGUGGAAAUGGUGUAAGACUGUCCUCAUUCCCAAGAAGAGUGACGGACACGCCACAGUAAAAUCCUUCAGACCAAUAGGUCUACUUCCGAUAAUGGGCAAGAUCUUCGAAAAGUGCCUACUCUUGAAAAUGAAGAGUAAACUCACGGAAAUCCUGAGUCCAUUGCAGUUUGGUUUCCGGCCAGGGAGGUCAACAAUAGAUGCACUUUAUACAAUAAGAGAGAAAAUUAAAGAAUUUAAAAGAACUGGAGGACUUACAAUCAUGAUUACCUUUGACAUAAAGGGAGCGUUUGAUACUGUUCAAUGGAAGGAUAUAAAUAACAUCAUAGAGUCAAGCGGAUUUGAUGAACAUUUGCGGAAGACUGUCAGAUCCUACUUAAGUGGAAGAAAGACCACACUGAUUUAUAAUGAUGCCAGCUACGAGAUAAUCAAUACUCGAGGAACCAUUCAAGGCAGCUGCCUUGGCCCCACUCUAUGGAAUCUAAUUAUGAAUGAACUCCUCAAAGCAGGAGGUCAUCAAGACGUUUACAUACAAGCCUACGCAGAUGACCUUACGGUAGUUGCGAAUUUACCCAGAGCUAACAAAGAAUACAAGAAGGAUACUUUGUUAUCCGAGCUGAAGAGAAUCUCUGAUUGGGCAAAGAGACAUAAUCUCAGAUUUGCCGCUGAAAAGACUCAAGCAGUAAGGUUUGGAAAAGGUCCAUUACCUGUGAUACAUUUUGAGGACAAACAGAUACAAUUCACCAGCAGUGUUAAGAUCCUAGGCCUCAACUUUGAUGAAACUCUCAAUUGGAAUGCACACAUCAAUAGUACGAUAAAAAACAUAAGAAAGACGCUGCAAGGGACCAACAAUGCUCUUGGUUGGCCUAGACCAAGACUCCAAGUACUCCAAGUCAUAUAUCAAGGAGUCAUACUUCCCAAGAUUACCUAUGGUUGUGAGAUAUACGCCAAUGGGAUAAUUAAGGAAGGGAUUCGGAAACUUAACUCGUUGAUAUGCACAAUACUCAGGCGGAUGUCCUCCAUGUAUCGAACGACUCCGAAUGUUACUGUCCUUACAUUAACCGACUCGAGUCCCAUAGAGAAGUUACUGGAAUUCAAUAGGCUUAAAUACGAGGUACUCAACAGUAAGGCUAGCUCAUCCGAUUUGAGUGCCAUCAUCCCUGGGGAUCGUCCUCUAGAGGACAAGAUAGGAAGAGGUUUCUCUGAAAACUCGAUAUCGUGCUUGCAAAUUAAAGGUCAAAAAUAUUUCAACGAGCCGAUGGACAUCCAAACUGUCAAUGAGAGUGCCUGGCAGAUAUUCACAGACGGAAGCAAAACACCAGACGGAGUCGGAUAUGGUUUUUGCGUAAUUGAUAGCAGAGGUAAAAUUGUUAAGAAACAUAAUGGACCCUUAUUUGGUUAUGCCACGAUAUUCCAAGCUGAGUGCUAUGCAAUAACAAGGGCUUUGAAUUUUCUAAUGAUCAAACAUCGUACAGCGCCAAAAGUGAUUCACGUUUUAACGGACUCUGAGUCUCUCUUCUCUGCCUAUCACACCUGCACGACACAACACGAACUUAUUGAGGACAUUAGAAUACAGAUUUCAGAACUGAAGACCCAUGGUUUUCAAGUUACCCUGAACUGGGUAAAGGCACAUGUAGGCAUCCGAGGAAACGAGCAAGCAGACGAACUUGCCAAAAAGGGUGUUAAAUCCAAAAGAAAUAUUACAUACGAUAAAGUUCCGAGAAGCUUUGUCAAGAAACAUCUCAAACACCAGUUAAAAAGUAGGCGACUCUAUAGCGCUGAAAAGCAGUUGAAGUCCUCGAAAGAUCAUCUAUACAAGAAAAUAGGAUGGUUAUCGUGUGCGAAUCUGACCAAAGACAUUGAUACCACAAUAAAUGUGGAGGACAUCCAACAAUGUCAAUCUGCGAGCUCAUCCAAAAAUAAAGGACCACCGAGCGAAGUGUCAUCAAAGAAAGAUGGAAAGAAGCAACUCGAUAAAGUACCUGAACGAACAGAUGAUGCGGAUGAUCAAGACACUGAUAAUUACGUUAUACAAGUAUGUGCUGUUCAGUACUGUAAUUUUGUGGUUGAAGUUACCAAGGGUUAUGACUUCAACAGCCAUUACGACAUGUAUCACCCGACGGAGGAUCGGACCGUGAUGUACGUAGCAGAUAACGUCAAGUACCAUGAAUUUUCCAAACUAAAAAAGCUCUGGAGGGAACAGAGAAACCAAAAGAAGGUUAAUGCUUAA